This is a messenger RNA of Musca vetustissima, 872 nucleotides long. It is a transcript of the gene eIF3f1, whose product is annotated as eukaryotic translation initiation factor 3 subunit F-1. Lineage: Eukaryota; Metazoa; Arthropoda; Insecta; Diptera; Muscidae. Gene Ontology annotation, cellular component: eukaryotic translation initiation factor 3 complex, eIF3m. The transcript is spliced from 3 exons. Gene Ontology annotation, biological process: translational initiation. The record is from RefSeq and is a predicted model, not a curated record. The coding region runs from base 24 to 866 and encodes 280 amino acids. Gene Ontology annotation, molecular function: translation initiation factor binding; translation initiation factor activity; metallopeptidase activity.
AAAUAUUUUUGCAACGCCACGCAAUGUCGGGUCUUAAUUUAACAGUAAAAGUGCAUCCUGUAGUGCUCUUCCAAGUUGUGGAUGCCUAUGAAAGACGUAAUGCAGAUUCCCAUCGUGUUAUUGGCACCUUAUUGGGCUCUGUCGACAAAGGCGUUGUCGAAGUGACGAAUUGCUUCUGUGUACCUCACAAGGAACACGAUGACCAAGUCGAGGCUGAACUUAGUUAUGCUUUGGAUUUGUAUGACUUGAAUCGUAAAGUAAAUCCCAAUGAAAAUGUUGUGGGUUGGUGGGCAACUGGCAACGAAGUUACCAAUCACAGCUCCGUCAUUCACGAAUACUAUGCCCGUGAGUGCAACAACCCCGUUCACUUGACCGUUGAUACUUCUUUGCAAGGUGGUCGUAUGGGUCUCUGUGCCUAUGUCUGCAUUCCAUUGGGUGUUCCUGGUGGUAAGACCGGUUGUAUGUUCACCCCUAUCCCCGUUGAAAUGACCUGCUACGAACCCGAGACUGUGGGAUUAAAACUGUUGCAAAAGACCAUUGGCAGCUCUGCACCACACCGUAGCAAGACAGUAUCGCCUAUGUUGGACUUGGCACAAAUCUCUGAAGCCUCCACCAAAUUGCAAGGCCUUUUGGAACUCAUUCUGAAGUAUGUUGAAGAUGUUAUUGCUCACAAACAGCCACCAGAUAAUGCUGUCGGUCGCCAAUUGUUGGAUCUCAUCCAUUCGGUGCCACACAUGACCCAUGAACAAUUCACCCAGAUGUUCAAUGCCAAUGUUCGUGAUUUGUUGAUGGUCAUCACUCUAUCCAAUCUUAUUAAGACACAACUGCAAUUGAAUGAGAAAUUGACUUAUUUGCCAACAAAUUAAGCGGGG